GGAGGGUCGCUGCUCGGCUGAGGAUGAGUGGCGUCGGAGAGCAGGGUCCCGAAGCCGGCGCGCGUCGGGCAGCGGGCCGCCCGGAGCCCGAGCCCCCCGGCGUCACGCUGAGUGUGGACGUGCCCGGACUGAUAGCGCAGCUGGCGCGCAGCUUCGCGCUGCUGCUGCCGGUGUACGCGCUCGGCUACCUGGGGCUGAGCUUCAGCUGGGUGCUGCUGGCGCUGGGGCUGCUCGCCUGGUGCCGCCGGAGCCGCGGCCUCAAGGCCAGCCGCCUGUGCCGCGCGCUGGCGCUGCUGGAGGACGAGGAGCGCGCCGUGCGCCUGGGCGUGCGCGCCUGCGACCUGCCCGCCUGGGUCCAUUUUCCAGACACUGAAAGAGCAGAAUGGCUAAAUAAGACUGUAAAGCACAUGUGGCCCUUUAUUUGCCAAUUUAUAGAGAAGCUCUUUCGAGAAACCAUAGAGCCAGCUGUACGGGGAGCCAACACCCACCUUAGCACCUUCAGCUUCACAAAGGUGGACAUGGGUCACCAGCCCCUUAGGGUAAAUGGUGUUAAGGUAUAUACUGAAAAUGUAGACAAAAGGCAAAUUAUUCUGGACCUUCAGAUUAGUUUUGUAGGAAAUUGUGAGAUUGAUUUGGAGAUCAAACGAUAUUUUUGUAGAGCUGGUGUGAAAAGUAUACAGAUCCAUGGGACAAUGCGUGUGAUUCUGGAGCCACUGAUUGGAGACAUGCCUUUAGUUGGAGCUCUGUCUAUCUUCUUCCUUAGGAAACCACUUUUAGAGAUUAACUGGACAGGGCUGACUAACCUUCUGGACAUCCCUGGAUUGAAUGGUUUGUCUGACACUAUCAUUUUGGACAUAAUAUCCAACUAUCUGGUGCUUCCCAAUCGAAUCACUGUUCCUCUUGUCAGUGAAGUUCAAAUAGCUCAGUUGCGGUUUCCUAUACCAAAGGGUGUUCUAAGGAUACAUUUUAUUGAAGCUCAGGAUCUUCAGGGAAAAGACACUUACCUUAAAGGCCUUGUCAAGGGAAAGUCUGACCCCUAUGGAAUUAUCCGAGUGGGCAACCAAAUCUUCCAAAGCAAGGUCAUCAAAGAGAACCUUAGUCCAAAGUGGAAUGAGGUGUAUGAGGCUUUAGUAUAUGAACACCCUGGGCAAGAAUUGGAAAUUGAACUCUUUGAUGAAGAUCCAGACAAGGAUGACUUCUUAGGAAGUCUUAUGAUUGAUCUUAUUGAAGUUGAGAAGGAGCGCCUUUUAGAUGAAUGGUUCACUCUGGAUGAGGUUGCCAAAGGAAAGCUACACUUGAAGCUAGAGUGGCUCACACUGAUGCCGGAUGCGUCAAACCUUGACAAGGUGCUAGCAGACAUCAGAGCUGACAAAGACCAAGCCAAUGAUGGUCUUUCAUCUGCACUGCUGAUCUUGUAUUUGGAUUCAGCAAGGAACCUUCCAUCAGGAAGGAAAAUGAACAGCAACCCAAAUCCUCUUGUCCAAAUGUCAGUUGGUCACAAGGCUCAAGAAAGUAAGAUUCGAUACAAAACUGUUGAGCCUGUGUGGGAGGAAAACUUCACUUUCUUCAUUCACAACCCGAAGCGUCAAGACCUUGAAAUUGAGGUCAAAGACGAGCAGCAUCAGUGUUCUCUGGGGAGCUUGAGGGUCCCACUCAGCCAGCUGCUCACAAGUGACGACAUGACCAUAAACCAGCGGUUCCAGCUCAGCAACUCUGGUCCCAACAGCACCCUCAAAAUGAAGAUUGCUCUCCGGCUCCUCCAUCUUGAGAAGCAAUUAAGGCCUCCAGAUUACCAGCACUCAGCUCAAGUGAAACGACCCUCCGUCUCCAAGGAGGGGAGGAAAAUACCCGUCAAGUCUCAGGUGUCGGCACUGCCAGGCACUGGCGGUAGCAGCACAGCUCCAUCCACGCCCAUCAUUGGUGGCAGUGAUAAGGCUGCCACAGAGGAAAAUGCCCCGCCUGCUGAGGCCAGCCCUCCUGUGCAUCGUGACCUAGGCAGGAGCUCCUCUAGUCUCCUGGCCUCCCCGAGCCACAUCGCAGCCAAGGAACCCACCCCAAGCAUUGCCUCAGACAUAUCACUGCCCAUCGCUACCCAGGAGCUACGGCAAAGGCUGCGACAGCUUGAAAAUGGAACAACUCUGGGGCAGUCUCCCUUGGGACAGAUCCAGCUGACUAUCCGGCAUAGCUCCCAGAGGAAUAAGCUCAUUGUGGUUGUGCACUCCUGCAGAAAUCUCAUUGCUUUCUCGGAAGAUGGCUCCGACCCGUAUGUCCGCAUGUAUUUAUUACCAGACAAGAGAAGAUCAGGAAGGAGGAAAACACACGUUUCAAAGAAGACAUUAAACCCCGUCUUUGAUCAGAGCUUUGACUUUAGUGUGUCGCUGCCUGAAGUGCAGAGGAGAACGCUGGAUGUAGCGGUGAAGAACAGUGGUGGCUUCCUGUCCAAAGACAAAGGGCUUCUUGGCAAAGUGCUAGUUGCUCUUGCCUCAGAAGAACUCUCCAAGGGCUGGACCCAGUGGUAUGACCUCACAGAAGAUGGGACAAGGCCACAGAUGAUGACGUAGCCACGCUGGACGUGAGGAAUCUUUCUUGAUGUACCUUUCCCUCUCGACUUGGAACAUACCUUCUUGCAGAUGUACCAAUGCUAUUUUUAUAAUUUCAAGUAUUGAGUUAUAUAUACCUUAAUAGUUUUAUACAACUGUUGGCAUUUUAGGAAAAUUUGGCCAAUAUUAUUGUUCAAUUUUUAUGUUGAGUUUCCUCUAGUGCUUUGCCAGGUUCUGCAAUAUGCAGGAUUUAGUUGGUUCCUAUGCACUCUUGUCAGCUGUACCUCCUGGGACUCACCACCUUGUCCUGAAUCACUGAGGUACACUGUGCCAUGAAAAUAGACUGUUUUUUAUAAUGUCUACAUGCUGGUAUUGAUUCUGAAGAAAAUGGAUCAAGGAAUUACAUGUUCUUCUAAAACAUGUUAAAUUCUGUGACAGAUAAUCGUUUUCAUCUUUUCAGCAAAAAGUUAUCUUAGGCCAGUUUUAUGGUGUAUCCUUUUAAAAGAGAAAUGGAAAGAUUAUUAAAUAUUAGGAUAUUUUUGCCCAUGGGAAUUAUAAAUUAUUCUCAAUAUGAACAUUAUCACAAAUAUGAAGAUAAAUUGAGACGUAAAAUGAGUGACUUAGAAGGAAAUACAUUAUAUAACCAAGUAAAGAAAAACAGCAAGAGAAUUAUCAAAGUACAUGAAUCACAGUGUACCAAUCUGAAAAUUAUUACAUAAGGACUGUGAUAUUUGUAAUUUCUUUUUGUAACUGAUUCAUGAAACAAUGCAAGAAUGCAUACCUCUGGGAAUGGAACCUCACGUCUUAAGGCAAGCACAUGGGAAGCUGAAACAGGAAAACUGAGAAUUAGAGGCUAACCUGAAAAGAAAAAAGAAUUGGAUACUUUAUAUUUUGACCAAAGCAUAGAAAUAGACUUCCAGUGUUAGGAGGUAAGCUGUUGUCCCAAGUUGGCCAAGUACACAGGGAGUUGUGCCCAGAACUGACAGCUGUUCACUUGCUUUUGGUAUGCGAACCUGGCUCUGCAUCACACACAGGACACCUGAGCUGGAGUUUGUUGUACUUCUGCUGACUACUGGGGUUACUACAGGAUCCCCCCAGCUCCAGCACAGCAGCUGUCAGUCUCAUCCAUCGUCUGGGUUUCCCUUUUUUGUGCUAUGUCAGUCCUUACUGUUGGGAUUUGUUAUACGGUUUUUAUUUUAGAAUCCUCUUUUCUUUUUAGAUUAUGAAAAGCAUGUUUUAUAUAUUUAAGAGUCCCUCAAAAUCUCUUGUGAGGUGAGGCUAUAUAGCAAUGUUAUAAGCUAUGCAUGUCUGUAAUUAACAAAGUAUGCAUAAAUGAAGAAAGAUUUUUCAAUGUAUAUUUUAAGAUUCAGGAUAAAAAGGGCUUCAUUUGUUAUGAGAACAUUUAGAACUAUGUAUACUUAUACCAGGAAAUACAGCUUUGUAAUCAAAAUUGGAAACCUUCCAUGCACAUGCUUCAUGGGACUAAACAACCUAUGCUCAUGUGACCAAACAUACCAAAGUGCCUAUGGCGAAUACUGAGUGUAAUUUUUAUCUGCUCCUCCUGUCUCGCAGAUUAAAGUGUGCCUCAGUUUGAAAUUUGUACCAUGAUGUAUUGUAAUAGUGUCUGAAUCUUCACAGCACAUCGCAGGUAAUCAUAGGACCAUUGUAAUCUCACUCUCCUGUCAAUUGAGACCUUCCUCUGAAACCUCUUUAUAAGUUGAUUCUCAUUAGCAUACCAGAGUGGUUAUUCUGGGAGGAAGUUUAUGAGUAUGUCACACAUGUGGUCUUAUAUGCACACAAAACAUUUAACUUUGGCAUUUGGUACCAAGAGAAAGAUAGGUGAUGUCUUAUUCAGUAUAAUUGUAUAUCCAUGAUAUUAGAUUUUUUUUGAAGUUGUUUUAAAUUAGAUUUGUUGAAGAACUUCUGUCAUAAUCUAUAAAGAAAAAGAAUUAGUCAUUGAAAUUUUAUCCUGUUGGUGAUUUUUACCAACCUAAACAUUAGGUUUUCUAUCCAUAUGCUUAACCUGUUCUAUAUGCAUUUUACUUAAUGGCAUGCUUAUCUUAAGCAGUUAGGCAUACUGAUACAGUUAAGGAAGGGUAUAGUUUACAGGAGGCCAGUGUAGCAGCUCAACGUGGUGCCCUCUGCUGCAGUGAGGUCACCAGAGCUGGCACCAAGGAGUUCAGACACAAGUUCCAUAUCUGUAAGAUCUGAGGCCUCUGGUAGCAGCCUCCUCUCUGGAAAGGAAGAAGGAAAAGGAAGGGAGGAUCUGAGAGCUGUGAGUCAACAUCACGGCCACUUGCACACUCCAGAUGGAAGGCACCUUAAGUUCUUGAAAUAUCUUUUAGUUUUCAGGAAUCAGCUCAUCUAGGAAAAGAACUUUUAAGUUUUCUACUUUAAACCAAACCAAUGGAGGGAGAAUUGGAUAUAUUUGAAGUACAGCUCUGCGCUAGUUCAUACAUGUGGUUGCUUAAUCUGUGCCUUAAAGUACAAAGGUGUUUUCAAGUUUCAGAUGAAAACAGAAGCAGCCUUGUAGCUAUAUUUAUCAGUUUAUAUUUUGCACUCUAGAAUUCCUCUACAAAUGGUCCUUAUGCGGGUCAGUCUUUGAGAGAGCUGGGGAUUAGUUUGAGAACCUGGGUUGCUGCACACAUAAUCUUUGGUUUUCACGUUGACUGGUCCUAGCUGAAUUACCUACUGUGGGAGAGGACAACAAAGGGAUUUUUUAAUCAUAGAAUAUCCUUUUUGCUUAACUAAUUUUACAUGACAGUGCAUGUAUUUAUUCAAUAAAACCUUUAUGUUAGUUCACUUGUAA
Jaculus jaculus (lesser Egyptian jerboa) is the source of this 5349-nucleotide messenger RNA. RefSeq names its product extended synaptotagmin 2 (gene Esyt2). The transcript has 22 exons. Bases 24 to 2561 code for a protein of 845 amino acids. Gene Ontology annotation, molecular function: lipid binding. The record is from RefSeq and is a predicted model, not a curated record. NCBI's taxonomy places the organism in Eukaryota, Metazoa, Chordata, Mammalia, Rodentia, Dipodidae. Gene Ontology annotation, biological process: lipid transport.